Molecule: messenger RNA, 432 nt
Organism: Saccharomycopsis crataegensis
Lineage: Eukaryota; Fungi; Ascomycota; Saccharomycetes; Ascoideales; Saccharomycopsidaceae
Gene: RPS14B
Product: 40S ribosomal protein uS11 RPS14B
Exons: 2
Coding region: 1-432 (143 amino acids)
Biological process (GO): ribosomal small subunit assembly; translation
Cellular component (GO): ribosome; cytosolic small ribosomal subunit
Molecular function (GO): structural constituent of ribosome
Source: RefSeq, a predicted model, not a curated record
AUGGCUACCAACGAAAAUGUUACUUUGGGUCCACAAGCCCAUGACGGUGCUGAAGUCUUCGGUGUUGCCCGUAUCUUCGCUUCCUUCAACGAUACUUUCGUCCACAUCACUGAUUUGUCCGGUAAGGAAACUAUUGCCCGUGUCACUGGUGGUAUGAAGGUCAAGGCUGAUCACGAUGAAUCUACUCCAUACGCCGCUAUGUUGGCUUCCCAAGAUGCCGCUCAAAAAUGUAAAGAAGUUGGUAUUACUGCUGUCCACAUCAAAUUGAGAGCUACUGGUGGUACCAAGACCAAGACCCCAGGUCCAGGUGGUCAAUCUGCUUUGAGAGCUUUGGCUAGAUCCGGUUUGAGAAUUGGUAGAAUUGAAGAUGUUACCCCAGUUCCAUCUGACUCCACCAGAAGAAAGGGUGGUCGUCGUGGUAGAAGAUUGUAA